AUGAGGCAGCCCGCAGCACAUCCAGUUGCUUGGAAACAUCACAAACGAGAGGUUUACCUGCGUUCCAGUAACUCUUCCCCUGAGGGUAAACGUCUUCAGGAGAGUGCGGAUUGGUUUCGUCAACUGGAGCGGUUCUUUGAUGGAUCACAGACGAAGAACACAAGGUUGACGGAAACUCGGGGACUGCGCCUACCUGAUGAGCCCCAAGAAGGGCGAAACCGGUCGUGGGCUGUCGAGAAGUUUUCAGCGACCUUAUGA
Messenger RNA from Opisthorchis viverrini, 258 nucleotides. RefSeq lists its product as hypothetical. The record is from RefSeq and is a predicted model, not a curated record. The coding region runs from base 1 to 258 and encodes 85 amino acids. Lineage: Eukaryota; Metazoa; Platyhelminthes; Trematoda; Opisthorchiida; Opisthorchiidae. The transcript is spliced from 3 exons.